Messenger RNA from Pungitius pungitius (ninespine stickleback), 2123 nucleotides. It is a transcript of the gene ush1gb, whose product is annotated as Usher syndrome 1Gb (autosomal recessive). Bases 133 to 1590 code for a protein of 485 amino acids. The transcript is spliced from 4 exons. Gene Ontology annotation, molecular function: protein binding. NCBI's taxonomy places the organism in Eukaryota, Metazoa, Chordata, Actinopteri, Perciformes, Gasterosteidae. The record is from RefSeq and is a predicted model, not a curated record. Gene Ontology annotation, biological process: sensory perception of light stimulus; sensory perception of sound; equilibrioception.
GCCAGCCCCGCUCCGUGCCUCUCCCGGCCGUCCGGACCCGCCGCGUCCCGGUCUAAAACGUUUGCCCGAACACCGAGGCGGACCCUCCAGAACCUCCAUGGCACCGAACGGAGAGUGAGCCGGGCCGCCGCCAUGGACGACCGGUACCACCGGGCGGCCCGGGACGGCUACCUGGACGCGCUGCGGGAAGCCUCACGGAAGGAGCUGAACGCCCCGGAUGAGGACGGGAUGACGCCGACCCUGUGGGCCGCGUACCACGGGAACCUGGAGGCGCUGCGGCUCAUCGUGGGCCGAGGGGGCGACCCGGACAGGUGUGACAUCUGGGGGAACACGCCGCUUCACCUGGCAGCUGCCAAUGGCCACCACAACUGCCUGUCCUUCCUGGUGGCUUUCGGUGCCAACGUGUGGUGUCUGGACAACGACUACCACACGCCGCUGGACAUGUCCGCCACCAAGGGACACAUGGACUGCGUCCGCUACCUGGACUCCAUCGCCGCCAAGCAGAACACCCUCAACCCAAAGCUGGUGGGAAAGCUCAAGGACCGAGCCUUCCGCGCCGCGGAGCGCCGGAUCAAAGACUGCGCCAAGCUGCAGAGGAAGCACCGCGAACACAUGGAGAGGAAGUUUGCGAAGGAGUCGGCGGCGUUGGACAACUUGGACGCCAUCAGCUUCUCCAGCUACACCAGCGGCAGCACGCUGAGUCGCAAGUUCAACACGGUCACCUCCAACAUGCCAUACUCGCAGGCCACCCUGCACUCCACAGCCAAGGGCAAGGCCAAGAUACAGAAGAAGCUGGAGAAGAAGAAGCAGGUCGAUGGAACGUUCAAGAUCUACGAGGACGGGAGGAAAAGCGUGCGCUCGCUGUCCGGCCUGCAGCUCGGCAACGACGUCCUAUUCCUCAAACGGGGCACGUACGCCAAUCCGAAGGAGCGACCGCGCCUCGACAUCCGCGACAUGUUCCACCACGACGGCGGCGCAGAGGACAACGCCGACGACGACGACGCAGAGGACCCCGUCUCCCGUGCCAUGAGCGACCCGGGCCUCCACGAGGCUGCGUACUCGGAGAUCAGCGCCGACUCCGGGCGCGAUUCCCUGUUCACCCGACCCGGGCUCGGCACCAUGGUGUUCAGGAGGAACUACUUGAGCGGAGGCGUGUUCGGUACCCGAGGAGCGGACGAAGGGAGCGUAGUGGGGAGCGAACCUGUGGGCCGGGCACCUAACGUUCGUCUCGGGGGACAUCCGUCCCGGAGCUUGCCCAGCUUUGACGAGGACAGCAUCGGCAGCGCCUUAAGCCUGCAGGAGAGGAACCUUCAGGAGUUGCCCUGGGAGGAGACGGAUGUCGGCUUGGACGAGGACUUUGAGCCGGAGAAUAGUCCUCUGGAAACCUUCCUGGCCUCUCAAAGCCUCGGCGAGUUUAUGACCGUCUUCAGGAGGGAGAAGAUAGACCUGGAGGCUCUGCUGCUUUGUUCGGAUCAGGACCUCGCCAGCAUUCACAUCCCUUUGGGCCCCAGGAAGAAACUUCUGGAGGCUUGCAAGAGACGUCUGGACACCAUAGACGAGCCAGAGGCCAUUGGAGACACCGAGCUCUGAAGGAAGUGCUGGUACCAACCCGCAGUACACUCAGCGACCGGAACCUACGCAGAAAACACGCAGUGAACAUUUCACAGGAAGGUUUUUGCCACAAUGAAUCUCAGCCUCACUUGUUGUUGCAUACUGUAAUAAAUGAUUAAUGUAUUGACUCUUUGAAUACUGUUUAUUAUUUAUUUCCCCAUUGUACAUCUGUCUGACUUUGUCAUUCCACUCAACGCACAUACACAAUGGGGACUGUAUAUUAAUGUGUGAACAGCCACGCACUGACUGCUCUGCACACACUGUCAGUCAGAACAACGUGGUGUUACUGCGAGGUCAGGUACACGUGAGCAAGAUAACGCCGUUAUCUCGCUUGUGGUUUUACUGAAGGUCCAUCUGUCUGCACACUACGACAAGCAUGAAUGUUCCUUUUGGUAAAAAACAACAACCUGUUUUUGUAUUUGAAGACGUACCCACAACAACCGUUCUUAGUAUCUUUUGUUAUAAUAAAAUUGAUGUUGACGUAACCAGCAAUUGUGUCUUUCUCUGGGCCA